Messenger RNA from Sitodiplosis mosellana (orange wheat blossom midge), 7284 nucleotides. RefSeq names its product protein Jumonji (gene Jarid2). Gene Ontology annotation, cellular component: nucleus. The record is from RefSeq and is a predicted model, not a curated record. Gene Ontology annotation, biological process: chromatin remodeling. The transcript is spliced from 6 exons. Lineage: Eukaryota; Metazoa; Arthropoda; Insecta; Diptera; Cecidomyiidae. Bases 570 to 6494 code for a protein of 1974 amino acids. Gene Ontology annotation, molecular function: DNA binding; histone demethylase activity.
AGUAUAGGAGGACCUAAAUUGCAAGCUCACUCACACACGCAAAUCUAUACUAUACCAAUGCAUGUUUAUUGAAUGUACGUAUAUACCUAUAUGAAUGCACGAAGAAUGAGGGACAGUGAAGAGUUAAGAAUCACCAGCCAAGCGAUACAAACAAUAUUGAGAGUCGUGUAAAUAAGUGAUAAAAUUUGAAUAAUAACAAUUUGUUCUACAAUCCAAAUAGUUGUGGAUCGGCAAAAAUAUUGAAACGCAAAAAGAAAUAGGAGAAAAAAAAGUGUCGAAACGGUGACGAAAAGAGAGCAACAACAAAUUCAAUAACAAACGCCGCGCAUAUAUAUAUAUACUAUAUAUAUAUGCUAUUUUAUAUCAUUUGCAAACAUGUAACCAGUUUUCUGUUUGUGUUUGUAUUUCAAUACGGUGUAGCGUUUAUUCGAUCCGAUCCAAUCCGAUUAUUUGCUGUAUGCGCUAAAAAGUCGCAGCAUAAAAGAAAAUAAAUAAAAAUAAUUCGAAAAUAAAAGUAAAUAUUAUACAGUUAGUUGUCGCAUCCAACGGCACAUCAAAUACGUAGUAAAAUGGUGAUCUCAAAGGUGGGGAAGCGCAAACGGAAUCCACCGCCGGUUAAAGAAACACGUCCUGUACAGGAACAGCCCAAAAGACCAAAAGUGCAGGCUCAACGUAAAUUUGCCCAAGUAUGCGGUGGAAGUGCAUCAUCAACGCUACCCUCUAGCUUGCUUGCAAGCCAAUCGACGACACAGAAUGGAAGUGUAAAAACAGAUGGAAUAAAUCAUGAUCCGCCACAAGAACUGCUACCGAACAGACGGCCAAAUACAGAGGACUUCCUAACAUUUCUUUGUUUUCGCGGAACAUCGGUUCUUCCAUCACAUUUAGAUUUUUUUAAUACAAAUAAAAAUUCGGAUCCGAGACAAGCGAAGCCGAAGACAGAAGCGAUGGCGCCUAGCUGUAGCUCAAAAGAAGUUAAGCAAGAGGAUAAGCGGUCUGAGAUCAAGAAUGAAAAGAGCGAUGUUGUAAAAGAUGCGAAAAAAGACGACGAUCCACCGAAAUUUAUUCCGUUUGCCGUACGGAAACGGGCUGAUACUGUUGCCGCUGGAUCGCGUAAACAAACCGUUCAAGCAUUGAAGAAAAAGUAUCAAGACCAACGAAUUGCUAAAAAUAAAGCACAAUGUAAAACAAGGUCGUCCACGGCAAAAGAAGCUGAAAUGAGUAAAAUGCAGAAAUCGAAACAAAAUGAAGUUGAUGUGACCCCAAACGAUAGCCCUGGAAAAGGCCGAAAUAAGAGAAAACUUCGCGGAAAUGUUGGAAAUAUUCAACCCGAAGAAGAACCGGUUAUAGUGAAAGCGCCGAAAACAGCCAGAGAUUCAAUUACGCGGCCACAAAAAACUCUCCCAGCUGACACGACUAAAGGACAAAAAGUAGGAACUCGUACGACAAAAUCAAUCGGGUCCAUUCCAGCUAAAAGCGAAGAGAAAGAAAAAGAAAAAGAUAAGGAGAAAGCGAAGGAGAAGGAGAAAGAAAAAGAAACAGAAGAGAGUACGAGAACAACGAGACAAAGGAGUUAUUCGUUGCCUAAGCCGGAAGUGAAACCACCUAAAACUCCGGAAAAAAGUGCAAAUCAAGCUGAGUCUGCAACUCCAAAAAGUGCAAAGAGCAAAAACGCCAAGAAAAAUGCCAAUGACACAGUUGAAGGAGAUUUUUCAUCCGACGACGAUUUGCCAUUGGUCGAGAAAAAGAAGGCUAAAGCGGCACGCCAAGAAAAGCCAAAACGGAAUUUAAAGCGAAUCUCCAAUCGUCAGAACCAGUCCAUUGAGUCGAAUGAACGGGAGAGAUCUGGUGACAGAAAGUCAGAUGUAAGCUCAUCAGAGCCGAAACGAAAAGUACUUGCCACAAAUAGAAAAUCGGCGCAGAACAAAAAUACUUCCAAUGCACAAAGCCACGCCAAGUCGACUGUUAGUGACAAAUCAGAAAAUGAAUCGCAGCAAGAGAGCAAAAAUGAUGCAAAAGUUGUGAGUCGAAAGCGCCGUAAUGAAUUUACCGAUCUUUCGCAAACCGAUCAAAGUGAGAAUGAAACGAAAACUGGCCGUCCGAUGCGUAAAACUAAGGAAGCAGCCGCUAUAUACAUGGAACUGAUAGGUCAAAAAUUAAAUUUGAGCGAUUUCGACGAUGAUUUGUCCGUUGAUAGUUUUCCAGAAUUGCCCAAUGUCAAGAAAACUGAACAAAUGGAGAACGAAUUGAAGGCAAACUUGGGGAAAGAGAAGCGUGAACUCACAUCAACACCCAAAAGAGGUCGACCGAAACGAGAAGAUGCGAGUUUAGUGCCCGAAGAAAAACCCGAAACAACUCAAAAAUCGAUUGAAAAUGGCCAUAAGGAGGAAAAAUCGAAGACAGGGGAAAAGAAGAAAUUAGAAAAAAGUUUCAGCGAUUCGGAUGAUGAGCCAUUGGCCAGUAAAUUAGAACGAAAAUCAAAAUCUCCCAAAAACCAAAGGAAGUCCAUUGCGAUUCCGGUGGGAAAAAUCGAUUUGAACCAAGAAAAUAGAACGGAGAAUAAGCAUGAAGCAUCAUUUAGAAGUGCUGACAAUUCAGGCGAAUGCAAACCUUUAGAAACGACAGCUAACAAUACAACUAUCGCUCUUAAUUCUACUAUGACAACACCAGCAAAACAUAAUACAUCAACAACCACUGAACCCACAACAAAAACGAAAAAUACUUCAUCACCACCAAAAAGCAUUGAUUUGAAUGAAACCGAGUUUAAAAUGCCGGCUGAAAGUGUGAAGCAACUUUUGAGCCCACCCAUAAAUGUGAGCCCGAUCAAAAUUCCAACCAUUCGGCCAAAAACAGCUGCCUUCAACAAGGACCUUCUGCUGGCUUCAUCGUCUGGAAAAAAUACAUCGCAAAGCAUAUCAUCCAUUUUAGCCGAUUUAAUGCCGAGCAAAGAGGAAUCGGGAAAAAUAUUUGGUAUCGCUAGUGUAACAUUAGCACAGAGCUCUGGUCCAAUUGACACCAAGUGCACACUCGGAAAAUGUGGUUCAAUACACAAGCCAUCACUGGGGCCAGGCGUUCCAACUGAGGCUUAUUUAGGUGACCAAAUGUCAAAUAAAGAUCGACGAAAAGCCAAGGUCAACAUGACUCAUGAGCAAAUUGAAAAAUGGUUGUCGGAAUGUUCAAUGACUGCCGAUCCAUUCGUUAAUGAUUCGCUCGACGACGAACUUGACUUGACAAGUUCGCCGAAACCAAUCAAUUAUUUAUCCACGCCAUCACCGUUGCAUACGCUACGCGAUGGCGACAAUUUCCGAGAUGAAAGUUCAUCUUCAACCAAAUUCAGAACUCAAACGCCCAAAGAGGGUAAAUUGACUCAAGUACAACAAACAACACCGGUGAAGGGCAAAAUAAACUUAUUUCCAAAAGGUGAAUGUACCAAAACUUCGACAGAAAAAGAAGAUAAGACUUUGGCAAAUCAAACCAAGCCGAUUGUUGCAAAAAAAGAAGCUCAGAUUGUUUUAGAAAAGGCAUCGGUUUCGAAAAAGCCGACUUCAACCAAUCAAAUCAAGAGCGCAGAUGCGGACGAAUCGAAGAAUGAAAGCAUCAAACCAAUUUCAGUGGUGAAAGUACAGUCAUCGCCAAAUAAACCAAAUGUGAGUGGUAUACCAAUAACGCCCGACAAGAAACCGAUUUACAAUCGAAGAACACCCGUUUAUAAUACCAAGAAAACGGAUCAAGGCACUGUGAAAAGUCCCCCAGUUGUGAACACAUUUGGUGCCUUCUCGCCCGAAAACGAAGCAAGUGUCUACUCUUUUGACAAAGAAGAAGAUAACAUGCCGGCAUCAAUUCCAUUUCGUAGACAUAGUAGAAGAGGUUCAACGCAUUCGAAAAAUAAUGAAAAUGAUACAACAAUCAAGACGACAAAUAUUGCACAGAUGGCUAAAUCAAAUCAACGGGAUCAACCGGCGAAGAAACAACAGAUAUUUUUAGCCUUAGGCCCUGAAGACGGUAAAACGUCUGCCCCAAUUCCAGUUCUAGCCAAGCCGAAUGCCAAAGACAAAGACAAAGACAAAGACAAAGACAAAGACAAAGACAAAGGAAUGAAAUCGCUGGUGAAUGAAAGUGAAUUAGGAAAAGCAAUUAUGGCAUCAGAUAAUGAUGGAAAGGAUUCUGAUUCGGAAGGGCACACAUUUUAUAUACCGCUACAAUGUAUGGCCAAUACCGGUAAUGCAUCCGAUCAGCUCAUUCAAGGAGUGGCUGUUAAGCUUGGUACUGAAGGACCAGAAGGGCCGAAUCAAAAGGUUAUUAUGCACGCCAAAUUAGUGACCAAAUCACAAAUGAGCGCAAACACAGCUCCAAUACCAGAAGGUAUGGGCAUGGCCAACAUACACGAAAUAGUUAAAAAUUUGAUAGCCAACAAAGAAGUGGUUGGUUCGAAAUCCGUUCCAAUCGGCACCAUUCAGCCACAGUCCAAGUGCAAUGACUCAACGAAACCAAGUACAUCGGUGUUACCAUCAGAGCCAGUAUUAUCUAACCAACCAACUACAUCGAACUUAACACGGCACAAUUCUAAUCAAUCAUUAUUCUCUCAAAAGACCAAAAGCACCAAACGCACUAAAAACGAGCAAACCAUUCAACCGAGUAACAACACUGCAUUUCCCCGAUACGAUGACCCGGCACAAAUGGUCGAGGCGCCCGUAUUUAAACCAACUGAAAGAGAAUUUCAAGAUCCAAUCGAAUUUAUAAAUCGUAUCACUCCAAUUGCCGCUCGUUUUGGUUUGUGUCGCAUUAUCCCACCGUCAACAUUCAAACCCGAAUGUAAAAUAAGCGAUGACAUGAGAUUCACGGCCUACAAUCAGUACGUGCAUAAAAUGUUGCAUCGAUGGGGGCCGAGUGUCAAAGAGUUCAGCGCAAUAAAAAAAUACUUGGCUACUCAAUGCAUAACGUUGAAUCAGCCACCAUUGAUUGGAGGCAUGGAAGUGGAUUUGCCACGAUUAUACCACACGGUUCAAGAGUUGGGCGGUCUCAGAGAAGUCAUUGAGAAGAAAAAGUGGGCGCGUGUGGCUGAAGAAAUGUGCAUACCCAAAUCAGCUCAAGAUCGUGUAACGAAACUCGAUGACAUAUAUUGCAAAUAUUUACUACCAUAUGAUACACUUUCACCCAGUGAACGGCAGAAAUUGUUUGAAAGUGUUGAGGCCGAUUGGGCAAAGAGCGAAGCGAAAGCUCGACGCAAUGCGGACCGAAGUGCACUGAGUGAAAGUAACUCAAACGAAAAUUCCGACGAAGAGCAAUCUGAUGAAGAUGAUGAUGAAUCGGGGGAUAGUGGUUCGAUGGAGUGUAUUGUUAAGGGGAAAAGCAUGGCCCUCAGUGCAUUUUUCCGUGUUGCAAGGAACACUAUGGCGCUUUGGUUCCGGAACACUGAACCAAUCACAAGUGAAGUCGAAGCGGAGUUUUGGCGACACGUUGCAGUUCGCGAUAGUCACGUAUGCGUUCACUCAGGCUCCAUUGAUUCAAGCGGAUGGGGAUAUGGUUUCCCUUCACCGGGCCCAAAGACUAAAAACUCUACGUGCAGCAAACAUCCAUGGAAUUUGAAAGUUCUCACAAACAAUCACAAUUCGAUUUUGAGAUCGAUUGGUCCAAUUACAGGAGUUACCGUGCCCACGCUGCAUGUUGGAAUGCUUUUCAGUGCUUGUUGCUGGUAUCGUGAUCCCCACGGUUUGCCUUGGAUCGAAUACUUGCAUACAGGUGGCAGUAAAAUUUGGUACAGUGUACCAAAUGAGCAAAGCACCAAUUUCCGUACAGCAUUUACAUCGCUUGUACCAACCCAUUGUCAGAAUAAAACGGUUUGGCUACCAUGCGACACAGCAAUGGUACCGCCACACAUGUUGACUGAUCGCGGGGUUUCACUGUGUCGAACCGAACAAGAACCAGGACAGUUUGUUGUAGUUUUCCCACGUGCCUACACCUCCAACAUAUGCACCGGCUACUCCAUUUCGGAGAGCGUCUACUUUGCCCCGAUGUCGUGGUUGGAAACAGCCAAAGAAGAUUUCAAGGAUAUUCACGAAAGUUGUGAACCAGCCAUGUUCUCUUUGGAACAGCUUCUCUUUUCUGUUGCAUCAGAUGUUCGAACCAAUGUUGAUAUAUUGGAAACUGUACUUCCAAUGCUAAAGGAGGUGUACGAUCGUGAGAUUAAAGAAAGAGCUGAAAUUCAGGCAUGCGGUGUUAAUCGUACGGAAAAAAUCGUGCUCAAACCAAAAAAGCCACAAACAGAAGAAAAUGAAUGUGAUAUCUGUCGUGCAAAUGUGUAUAUUUCAUGGAUUAAAUGCGAUGAUGACAGUAUUUACUGUUUACAGCAUGCCGUUAAAUAUUUGAAAAAUUGUCGAAUACAAGCUAAGCAGUGCAAGUUACUAUUUAUGUAUAGAAAAGAGGAAAUUGACGAAUUGAUUAGUAAAGUGAAUGAAAAGAUAACGCAACAGAAGAAAAAGAAUGAAAGCAAAAAAUGAAGCUUCAAUAUUGCAUACGCAUAGUACGGUAAUUUGUAAAGAAAAAUUCCCCACAAUUGUAUAUAUUAAAAUCUCGGGUGAGGAAAUUUAAAUGUGUCUUUUUUGCAAUUUUGUUUGUAAUCAUUUGGAUUUAAAUAUUUGAUGAGGCAACCAGUCGCGGUCAAGUAACCCGGAUGCACGACUAAAAAUGAAAAUAUUUUAAUUUAAAUGGAAAUCAGCUAGUUAACCUGUUACCAGAUGCACAUAAUUAUUAUUAUACAUGCAAAUUCAACGAAAUUUGUCUUUUAAAUAAUUACUCGCUUAGUUUGGUGAUCUCUUAAUAGAUCACAAGAAUAAAGUGAUUUUCUUUAGGUGACAUCAGUUCUUCUUGAAGACACAUCUCAUGAGAAACAAACUUCUCUAUCACUGAUUAAGUUGCCAUUCGAGUUAGACGAAGCCAUCUAAUUUUAUAUGUUUUUAUUUUAUUUACAAUGUAAAAGUCAGAAGCAAAACUUUGUAAAACAAUAAAUAUUGUACGUUUAAACGAAAAGGGCCUAUUUUUGAUGAAGGUAACAAUUUUGGUCAAUUGCCGAUUCACAUCCUGACUACCCGCAGCUAAUUUAAUAAAUUAAUGCGGAAAUUGGAUUUAAUUUCCACUUUGGUAAUAUUAGAUUAGGUUGUGCUUCCAUCAAUUAUUUGAAUUCAGAUCAUCAAACAUGUUAAUUUUAUUCUAAUAUACGAAAACAUAUGAAAUGAUGAUUUCGCCAGACACUUUCUGACUAAAAUAAACAAAUAUUCAUCACAUCAAUAA